Linderina pennispora is the source of this 845-nucleotide messenger RNA. RefSeq lists its product as uncharacterized. The transcript has 2 exons. Gene Ontology annotation, molecular function: transferase activity. The record is from RefSeq and is a predicted model, not a curated record. The annotation marks the transcript as partial. Gene Ontology annotation, cellular component: fatty acid synthase complex. Lineage: Eukaryota; Fungi; Kickxellomycota; Kickxellomycetes; Kickxellales; Kickxellaceae. Gene Ontology annotation, biological process: long-chain fatty acid biosynthetic process.
CAAUGGACGACAUCCACGCCAUUGUUCAGCAGCACAAACUCUCCGUUGAGCAGUCGCGCAUCGUCCUGAAGGGCUACUAUUCAGCCUGGUCUCUCCUUGAGGCCCAUCAGCAGCUUCCCGAUGUUCGUCUCCCGGCACUUUUCUCGUCACCUAGUCUCAAGACCAUUGCUCAAUUUGGCGGUCAGAGCGGAGCACCUAACUUUAUGGACGAUGCAGCAUGGCUGUUUGAUGUCUACCAUCCGCUUCUUAGCGACUUUGUGGAGUACAUGUCGCGUUUUCUCCACCAAGAGUCGAUGGACCUUGUCCUGGACGGCACUCUUGAGCAGCCACUGGACUUUGUCGGGUGGUUGCUCAAGCCAGAAACUGCACCAGCCACUCAGCAUCUUCAUGCGGCGCCGAUUGCGUUCCCAUUCAUCGGACUUUUCCAGUUAAUGCAUCUGGUUGUCUUAUACAAGACACUUAGAAUUGACCCAGGCGAGCUGACCACUUUAUUCAGAGGUGCGAUUGGCCAUAGCAUCGGCAUUCACAUUGCCGCUGCCUUUGCAUCAGUAACUGACCAGGACUCCUUGUAUGGCUGUGCUGAAAAGGCUUUGGGCAUUCUCCUAGCCGCAGGCUGGAAAAUGCAAGCCGGAAUUCCUCUCAGCCACGUUUCCAAGGCAAUAUUGGACGAUGAACUUGAGCAUGGGGGACACCCAUCCCCUAUGGCUGCAUUCAGCCUACUGCCUCAGAAUAGACUCCAGCAGUUUAUCGACGAUUUCAACCAAGGAACCAAUUCGGCUGACUCCAAGGUUCGCAUUGGGGCUUAUCAACGGACAUUCUGUGUUUGUUGUCUCAGGCAUUGCUGA